CAUCGAUGACAACCUAUACUCGUCAUAAAGAUCGAGCAAAAAAAGCAACACCAAACCGGCCAUGGCGUCCAAGAAUCAUGCUGAUCUCGAGUCCCAGAAGCUCGCGCCGCCAGCGUCGGCUACAGCAACACCCUCGCCAGCUUCUGGUAGCUCAGUGGAGAGAACCUCAGGCUCCGUUGUCGACGCUCACCGUGUGGCGCCAGAGACCCAGCCGCUCCUGGCUCAGUCGAACAGCGACGGCGGGGCCAGGGACGCCGAGGCGACACGGCGGGAGCGUGCAAUGGCCAAGGCGUUCCGGAGCACCGCGGAGCUGGCCAAGCACCUGCCUACCGGCGCCGUGCUCGUCUUCGAGGUGCUGUCGCCGGUGUUCACCAACGGCGGCAAGUGCCAGAACGUGAACCGUGUCAUGACGGCCUGGCUUGUGGGGCUCAGCGCUGCGGCGUGCUUCUUCCUCUCCUUCACGGAUAGCUUCCUCGACGCCAGGGGAACCGUGAGGUACGUGGUGGCCACGCGCACCGGCUUGUGGGUCAUCGAUGGUACGCCACCACCGUCGCCCGAGGAAGCCGCCAGGAAAAGGCUCAAGUUCAUCGACUUCAACGCGUUCCUGUCGUUCAUCGUCUUCAUGUCCGUGGCCAUGUUCGACAGGAACGUCAGCGCGUGCUUCAACCCGGUCAUGUCUUACGACACGCAGCAGGUGUACAACGCUGUGCCGCUUGCCGGAGGGUUGGUCGGGACGCUGCUCUUCGCCAGGUUCCCGUCGACACGGCACGGGCUCGGGUUCCCGUUUCCCCCGCCGCCUGAGACCGAACGGAUUCUUGCCGUGAAUUAUCAGCUGAUUUCCCUGUGUCGUGUCUCCUGUUGUCAGAUGUUUGUAUAUCAUUGCUUGGGAUAUUCCCAGACGUGCAUUGUCUGCAUUUUUAGUUUGCGUAUAAGUAGAGUGCACGUAUAUUGCAUGAUUAAUUUCAGUGUUCCACGCUUGGCUUAUUAUUAACUCUUGAAGAAUAUUCAGUGGAUUUGAGAGGAAUUUGGGA
Panicum virgatum (switchgrass) is the source of this 1031-nucleotide messenger RNA. RefSeq names its product protein DMP6-like. NCBI's taxonomy places the organism in Eukaryota, Viridiplantae, Streptophyta, Magnoliopsida, Poales, Poaceae. Gene Ontology annotation, biological process: endomembrane system organization. The coding region runs from base 62 to 991 and encodes 309 amino acids. The transcript has a single exon. The record is from RefSeq and is a predicted model, not a curated record.